UUAAUUUACUAAACAAUAUCAUGUUUUUAAUUGGUAAAAGUAAUAUUAUUAUAGUUUUUGUACUCAAAUUUCAAAUAAACAUUUUAAUAUACAAUGUGAAAUAUUUUGAUAAGUUAUUAUAAGGUAGAAAAAUAUAUCUAAAACAAAGCAAAACUUAAUGAACAAUGAACAAUAUUUUACGUGUUUUUGUAAAAAAUAUACGGAUAACACAAGAAAUUUGGUGUUAAAAGGAAGGGAUUUAAUUAUCAUGAAAGGGUGAUUGUAUUUGAAAAUAAGUAUUUGUUAAUAUUUUUUAGAGAUAAUGUUUGAUCAUUUAUAAAUUUUAUAUAUUUUUAAUGUUAGCAAACAACUAGAAGAUUCGGAUAUAGAGUUUUUAUUGAUAUUUCUUAAACAAAAUCAAGACAUUGUAUCCCUUAACUUAGCAUACAACCAAAUUACAUGUAUUGGUUUCAAAAAUUUGAUUACUUACUUACUUGUAAGAUAGAUUAAAAUCGAAGUAUAAUAAUUCGCAAUAUUAUAAGAAUAUUAUUUUAGAUAUAUAAAAAUAUAUACAAGUUGAAUGUUCAAAAUAAUAACAUAAUGGAAGCAGGAAUUGAUUAUAUGUGUGAAAUAGGACAAAAUUUACACAUCAAGAGUCUUCAAUUAAGUGGGAAUAAGUUUGGCGUUGAAUCUUCCAAAAAAAUAGCAUUACUAUUAUUAAAAAAUCCAUACUUAGAAUAUUUGGAUAUAGCAGAAGUUGAUCAAACUAUUUCAAGUUUAAUAUAUUUCACAACAGUUAUGAGACUAGAUCAACCUAUAUACAAUGAAACUUUAAAAAUUUUGGACAUCAGUCGUCCAAAUCCAGGAUGUAUGUAUUUUUUUAAUGCAGAACAAUUUGCAACUCUAAUCGGACAUAUGUUAAGAAAUAAUACUUGUUUGUUUGGAUUGCACUUACAAAAAUGUGGUUUUAAUUGCCAUGACAUUGAAUGUAUGACGAUGAAUGCACAAUAUAAUUACACAUUACAUUUCCUUGAUCUUGCUUGUAACAAUAUAGGAGAUUAUGGAAUGCAUCAUCUUGCUAAUUGGCUUAUAAAAUCUUCUGCUUUAUGUGGCCUUAUUUUAAGUAAAAAUAUUAUAACUGAUCAUGGUGCAAGGAUAUUAAGUCAUACUAUACCAUUUUCCAAGCUCAAGUUUUUAGAUAUUUCUUUUAAUAAAAUAACUGACGAUGGUAUGGUAAAUAUUCUAAAUUCUUUAAAAAAGAUUUCACUUAUAAAAAGCUUGCGAAUAUUUGGAAACUUUCUUAGUCAUAUAACUGCUAAGACUAUAAAGAGAAUAUUAUUAUCAAAAGUUUUAUAUCAAACAAAUCUUGAUGUCAAGCCUUAUAGAGUAGAAGAUAAAUGGUACUGUGCUCAAUAUCCAAUGGACUACUCUAAAGAACAUUUUUAUGAUAUGAUUGAAUCUUCCACAAAGUAUAAUAACAAAGCUGAAACUUUUUCUAACAUAUACAAAUUCAAUGAAACAAGUAAAAUGAAAAAAAGAUUAUAGAAUUAGAGAUUCACUAUUAACUUUCUUUAGA
This is a messenger RNA of Vespa mandarinia (Asian giant hornet), 1555 nucleotides long. RefSeq names its product leucine-rich repeat-containing protein 34. The record is from RefSeq and is a predicted model, not a curated record. NCBI's taxonomy places the organism in Eukaryota, Metazoa, Arthropoda, Insecta, Hymenoptera, Vespidae. Gene Ontology annotation, molecular function: protein binding.